GGCAAGAAUAAAACUCAUCUUUAACCUUUAAUAAAGUCAUUUAAGCUCUCAGUAUUCUGUAAGCACGAAAUUUCAUACGCGGCUUCCUCUCUCAGCUGUUAUCUGAAUCUCCGUUGCUACACUCGAGAGGAAAUCAUGGAAGCUCAUAUGAACCAAGGUGGAAUUCAGCAUUUGGUGUCUGCAGAGCGAGAAGCUCAACAAGUUGUCAAUGAUGCUAGAAAUGCAAAAAUGGCUAGACUAAAACAAGCCAAAGAAGAAGCUGAUAGAGCGAUUGGUGAAUAUCGAGUCCAACUGGAGCAUGAAUUUCAGAGGAAAGUUGAAGGGACUAGUGGAGAUUCAAGUUCUAAUGUGCAGCGGCUUGAAAAAGAGACGGGGGCAAGAAUCAGUCACUUGAAGAAUGAGUCUGGUAGAGUAUCCCAUGACAUUGUCAACAUGCUACUGAAGCAUGUCACAACUGUUACAAACUAAUUCUGUUGGUUCCUUGGUGUUAAGGUGGACUUGCAAGUGAUUAAAUAAUCUGUUUGUUUUAGCUUUUUUCUUCCAAUACCUUACACCUCUUCUAUACUUCUACAAGUUCAGUGUCUUUAGAAGCAAUAAUGAUAAUAGAAAUUUUGGCCGUUUCUUGUAGGCCAUAUGCUAAGC
This is a messenger RNA of Manihot esculenta (cassava), 642 nucleotides long. Its product is annotated as V-type proton ATPase subunit G1. The transcript has 4 exons. Lineage: Eukaryota; Viridiplantae; Streptophyta; Magnoliopsida; Malpighiales; Euphorbiaceae. Gene Ontology annotation, biological process: proton transmembrane transport. Bases 136 to 468 code for a protein of 110 amino acids. Gene Ontology annotation, cellular component: vacuolar proton-transporting V-type ATPase complex. Gene Ontology annotation, molecular function: proton-transporting ATPase activity, rotational mechanism. The record is from RefSeq and is a predicted model, not a curated record.